Acanthoscelides obtectus is the source of this 873-nucleotide messenger RNA. NCBI's taxonomy places the organism in Eukaryota, Metazoa, Arthropoda, Insecta, Coleoptera, Chrysomelidae. The record is from the annotation of a GenBank genome assembly.
AUGGGCUCCGACGAGAAAUUCAAGCUCGUCGCGUACGAGAGCGAUUUUUCCAUGCCGUCCAUGAACGUGGAAUGUACGAAAUCAAUAGUGUACACAGCCGCAGUAAAAGUGUCAGUUCAGCUAAAACCUUUGAACAGCAUCAAACAGUGUCUUUUCUACAGUGAACCGUGCUUCAUUCACGGAAACCUGAGGUUCAAAUCAUUCGCAGAUACUGUGCUAUACUUGAGAACGUUAAAUUUCAACCUAGACUCAAACCUAGAUAAAAAGCAAUGUUGUGAAAGCCUGGCGUUGUGUAACCUAGUGCAAUCCAAGCUGAAACCUGUGAUCGAAUUCGUGUAUUGGGUGGAUCCGAGGAACUGCGAGGAGUUCACGAACGUCUGGUACAUGCGGGCUUUGCCUUUACCCUUCAACUAUUGGCACAUGAGAAGGCUCAAGCAGAAAGCCGAGUUGUUGAUUGAAACUCUAUAUCCGACCGAGUCGAAUCUGGAAAUUGUACGUGAAUUUCUCAACAAAACCGCUGUCGAAUGUUUAUCCAGCUUAUCUACAAGAUUAGGAAAGUCUGAAUACUUCUAUGGAAGCUUACCAAGCACUCUUGAUGUUGUGGUGUAUUCACACAUAGCACCUUUAGUAAAAGUACCGUUCCCAUCGAAUGAAAUCAGCAAUUUGGUGACCAUGUGGCCAAAUCUUGUUGAUCUGGUGAAAAGAAUCGACGCUGCAUAUUUCCGGGAGCUGCCUAAGGACUCCAAGUACUUCAAAGAGGUGCAGCGAGUGAAGAGCAAUGACGAUGAUGUGUCUUAUGUAGCAGUUUUGCUUUUGACAAUUAGUGCUGCGUCUUUGGUUGUGGGGUUUGCAAUUAACAGAGGGUACAUUUAG